AAAAUGCUUUCAAAGGGUAUCUAUGUCAUUAUCAUUUAUUGUUUGAAAUUGUAACAUAUCACUAGUAAGUAGUAUCGAAUGAAAAGAAAAAAUGUCAUUACCCAAACGAAAAUGUCAAAAUUCCACCAGAAGUUGGUAUGGAUUGAGAAUUGAAAUUUCACAGUAAAACGGGUAAGCCACCGUUGGAGGUGGCAAAUGAUGUGGGAGAGAGAUUUCGAUCUGUUACUUUACAUGUGCUUUUGAGUCUACAAAACAACAGCAAUAGCAUGGAUGGUGGUGGUGGUGAGUAAAAUUAAGACUAUGAUAUAUCAUCAAUCAAUUAAUAAUGGAAUUGAAGAUGGCGAGAGUGGUUAAGAAUUGGUGGAGCCAUUCAAAGACUGUAGUUCUAAUUUGGUCUGUUUGCAUAAUCGUUUCCUUCUCUUUGCUCCAACUGGCUCUCAAAAAUUCUUCUUCCCUUAAUUACCCCUCUCCUUCGUCUUCUUCAG
Molecule: messenger RNA, 485 nt
Organism: Jatropha curcas
Lineage: Eukaryota; Viridiplantae; Streptophyta; Magnoliopsida; Malpighiales; Euphorbiaceae
Source: RefSeq, a predicted model, not a curated record